AUGUCCAAGAUUCUCACCGUGUUCGGAGCCACCGGCAACCAGGGCGGAUCCGUCAUCCAGGCCAUCCUGACGGACCCCGCCCUCUCCAGCGAGUACAAGCUGCGCGGCGUCACCCGCGACGUCGGCAAGCCGGCCGCCCAGGCCCUGACUGCCAAGGGCGUCGAAAUGGUGCAGGCCGACAUGUCCUCGGCCGAGGCCGCCGCCCCCGCCGUCCAGGGCGCCCACACCGUCUUCCUCGUCACCAACUUCUGGGAAACCAUGUCGGCCGAGGUGGAGAUGGCCCAGGGCAAGGCCGUGGCCGACGCCGCGCGCGCCGCCGGCGUCAAGCACCUCAUCUUCUCGUCGCUGAUGGACGUCUCGCGCGCCACGGGCGGCCGCCUCCGCCACGUCACGCACUUUGACGGCAAGGCCCGCGUCGAGGAGUACAUCCGCGGGUCCGGCGUGCCCUGCACCUUUGUCCAGCCGGGCCUCUUCAUGAGCGGCUUCUUCUCCUUCCUCCGCCGCCAGGACGACGGGUCGUUCCGCUGGGCCGCGCCCCAGGGCGUGCGGGCGCACGAGGCCCAGCUGCCGCUGUUUGACGCCGCGUCCGACACGGGCCUCUUUGUCAAGGCCGCCGUGCGGGGCGGCGGCGGCGGCACGGGAGAGCGCAUCCUGGCCGCGACCGACUACUACACCCCGGCGCGGAUCGCGGCCGAGUUUGAGCUCGUCACCGGCCGCAAGAUGCACUACGUCGAGGUGCCGCACGACGAGUACCGCUCGUCGCUGCCGGCGCCCGCGGCCCAGGAGCUGCUGGAGAACAUGCUGCUUCUGCAGGAGCCGGGGUACUACGCCGGGGCGGACCUGGCGCCGAGCCUGGCGCUGCUGGGGGGGGAGAAGCCGACGAGCUGGAGGGAGUUUGUGGAGCGGAACAGGGACAGGUGGGUUUGA
Ustilaginoidea virens is the source of this 927-nucleotide messenger RNA. RefSeq lists its product as uncharacterized. The transcript has 2 exons. NCBI's taxonomy places the organism in Eukaryota, Fungi, Ascomycota, Sordariomycetes, Hypocreales, Clavicipitaceae. The coding region runs from base 1 to 927 and encodes 308 amino acids. The record is from RefSeq and is a predicted model, not a curated record.